Molecule: messenger RNA, 4641 nt
Organism: Cydia strobilella
Lineage: Eukaryota; Metazoa; Arthropoda; Insecta; Lepidoptera; Tortricidae
Product: SID1 transmembrane family member 1-like
Exons: 20
Biological process (GO): RNA transport
Cellular component (GO): plasma membrane; lysosome
Molecular function (GO): RNA transmembrane transporter activity; double-stranded RNA binding
Source: RefSeq, a predicted model, not a curated record
AGUAGUUUCCAAAAUAGGUGAAAAUUACGUUUAAAUUACAUUUAAAACUGCAAUAAGUAAUUCAAAUUCAAUGUUUUAAGUGAAAUUAUCAAGUGUGUGGUGCAAAAUGGCGCGCGGCUAUGUGAAAUUGUACAUAUUGCUAAGUUUUCCUUUCAUUUCUUUGUGUCAGCAAAAUACUGGAAUUGUGUUUAAUUAUAAUAACACAUACAAAUUUGAUGUUGAAUACACAGUCAAUGUGAGUAAGAAUGUGGAAUACAUUAUGGAGUUUGCUGGGGACUCGUUCGACACCCCGGCGCGAGUAACUGUCGCCAGCAACUUCGCCAACAGCACAUUCCCUCUCUUUGUCACGGCGCGACAACAGAAAGGAGUGUCAUCCUGGCAGCUGCCCAUGGUGGUGGAGGUGCCUGGCAGCUUCCAGCAGUUCACCAACAUAUCGCGGACUCUCUGUCCUCACAACAACAUGUUCGCUGAGGACGAAGACACGUGCGACGUCUCGAAUCAGAACACUCCGCUCGUCCAUCUAACGUCCUCCUCGCCGGACCCGAUAGAAGUUACUAUUGUAGUAGAAACGGUCAAAGAUUUCUACAUAAAGUUAAAUACUACUACUAAUAUAACGGUGACGCCGAGCCAGCCGAAAUAUUACUUUUUUCCUUUUAAACAGGAAAAGGAGAUGGAUUUAAAGAAACAAAGCGAGAAAAGACAGUCCAUGUGCAGCGGAGAAGAGAAAAGCGUGUUUUUGGAGAACAUUUUCGAAAGCCAAAAGUCAUUCUCGUGGUUCAGACAACCGAAGAGCGUGAUCGUCAUGAUAGAGUCAGAUGAUGAUGUCUGUGCUGUCAUAUCUAUACAGAAUUUUUCCUGCCCAGUAUUCGAUAAUGAGAGGAACAUACUAUACGACGGAUACUACCUAACGAUGACGAGGCAAGGAGGUAUUACUUUAAAUCAAGACAUGUUCCCUGUAGGCUUCUACAUAGUUUUCAUAGUGAAAACUUCAGACGAGGACUGCACGGGGCUAAACAACAACAAAACCCUACCUACCAUGGCGAGGUACCUUGGCUGGGAGCAAAACUACGUAGCCACCACGGCGAGGACUAAGAACUUCACCCUCCGCAUCAUAGCGACGAUAUCAUACCAGGACUACAUGAUCGCGGCGGGGGCGGCGCUCGGCUUCUUCUUAUGUUUCUACGUGGCGUUUAUAAUCACGGUCGUGUAUCAACGACGCAAGGCAAGGCAAGAUGCUGAGGCUAACUUGAAUGAAGCGGAAUGUAUCUCACCCCCCUCGACACCUUACGACGCGGCUAACGUGUCCGUCCGCAGACGACACACGCCUAUCAAUGUGGAGGCUGAGAGCACCUCGCAGCGGUGUCUAGUGGGCGAGGGAGAUCGCAGGGACACCGGUAAAUAUACUUACACAGCGGAAUAAUGCAGUUCAUCAUCAGACACGGAAUCGGACUAUUCCACAUUGGAUGAUAUCAAUCGGGAGAAAGAUCUCAGGAUAAUGGGGAGGCUGUGUGUCGCUAACUUAGCCAGGUGUCGCCCGCGUGUAUUGCAAGCGCGCUCCAAAAUGUAUCUCUGGAACGUUCUGACGGUAGCUGUGUUCUACACACUGCCGGUCAUACAGCUGGUGGUUACAUACCAAAGGUUGCUCAACCAAUCAGGGAACGCAGACUUAUGCUACUUCAACUCUUUAUGCGCCCAUCCCCUACUGGCGCUCUCUGACUUUAACCACGUGUACUCUAACCUUGGUUAUGUGGUGCUAGGGGCGCUAUUUCUGGCCGCGGUGUGGCGCAGGCAUGACUGGUACCAGGCCCGGCUUAGGCGAGAGAAAGAACUGGGCAUACCUCAGCACUUCGGACUUCUAUACGCCAUGGGCAUAGCGCUGGUCAGCGAAGGCAUGCUUUCAGCUGCCUACCACGUUUGUCCCAAUAGCAUGAAUUUCCAGUUUGACACAUCAUUCAUGUACGUGACAUCGGUACUGUGUAUGGUGAAGAUAUAUCAGUCCCGGCAUCCGGAUAUCAACGCGAGGGCACACGCCACUUUCGGUGUGCUGGCACUCAUCAUAUUCGUUGGUCUGGUGGGUGUGCUAAACGCUAACGUGUAUUUCUGGGUGGCGUUCACAAUCCUGCAUCUCACCACGUGUCUCAUUAUGACCUUCCAGAUUUACUAUCUUGGCAGGUUCCGAUUGGAUAGCGGUGUGAUAUACCGCGCCACACGAGAGCUGGUUUCAAGGCCAAUAGCCGCCAUAACACCUACGUAUGUUGGGCGCUGCGUGCUGCUAAUAAUAGCCAACUUGGCCAACUGGGCUAUUGCGGCUUACGGCGUGGCGCAGCAUAGUCGAGACUUCGCUUCACAUCUACUUCUAGUGCUGAUGAGCAAUCUGUUCCUGUACACGUUAUUCUACAUUGUUAUCAAGUUGCUACACAGAGAGUCGAUACGGUGGUACAGCUGGGUGUUCAUAGUGCUGACGUACACCACCUGGUUCAGCUCCAGCUAUUUCUAUUUGGACCAGAUCACUAAUUGGGCGCUAACCCCGGCCCAAUCACGACAGAGCAACCGACCGUGCUCCCUACUUCAAUUGUACGACGCUCACGACAUCUGGCACUUCAUGUCUUCGAUCGCCAUGUUUUUCUCAUUCAACAUGUACCUGACGAUAGACGAUAACCUCAUGGAUACGCCGAGGAGCGAGAUUAUGGUGUUCUAGUCUAGUUAACACUAGCAAAUGUGACGUUUUCAAUCAAAAGGUACCACAUUGUCGCUUGUCGAUAAGAUUGAUUUCUAAUUGAAGCUAUAAAGAAAUGGCGCCUUACUGACAAGCGACAAUAAGUACCCUUUUGGUUGAAAAUGGCACAAAUAAUACUAGCAAUGGCAAUAACCACAUACAAGGUGAAAUUUUAACCAGUGCGCAGUGACUUUAUAGGUCAUACUGAACAACUUUUAUUAUGGGGCCAAUGCCGAAAUUGCGGAAAAAAAUUAGCAGUUUCAUACAUUCCGGGUGAUGUGAUGCCGCUGAUUUGGGUUCAUCCAGUUUUUUUGACCCCUCUACCCCCCCCCCCAUCCCCGUCACACUUGGUCACAUUUGGCAAACCCCUCCCCCCCUGGUGUGACGUCACAUUUUUUCAAUGAAAUCGGCAAAUAGAAUUAAGUAUUAUUAACAUUUUAUCAAAAUAUUUUUGACAAAAGAAAUAUUAGUAAUUUUAUAACCCAAAACAGAUUAGGAAUGAAAAUUAAACGAUUAAAAACGAUUAUCGUUCCAAAAACUUCUUAUUUACUGUACAGCGAAUAAAAUAAUUUAAAUAAGUUAAUGUGACGUCACAAAAUGUGUGACUCCCCCCUCCCCCUUGUCACAACAUGUCACACUUUCUUGCGUCUGAACGUGUCAUGUAAUUAAUGGAUGACCCCUUUCUAUGGGACAGCCAAAUUUUUAUUCGCGAUUUCGGCAUUGGUCCCAUAAUAAAAGUUGUACAGUAUGACGGAUAAAGUCCGAGAGUAUGGCUACGAAGAGUGAUUAAAAUGUCACUCUGUAUAGUAGGAAUUUUCUGAGGUGAUUUCUUGAGUUUAAAAUCCUAAGAUGUUAAACAAAAGGUAUUGUUUUUAUGCAGUGGUCAAAAAUGGUUACUGCUUACCAUUAGGCGGGCCGUAUGCUUGAUUGCCACCGACGUGGUAUAAAAAAAAUCUCAAAAAAUUCGAACAUAAUGAGGGCUAACGCGUAUGAAUUCGCCGCUAGGGGCGCUAGUGUAGAUGGUGGUCUUUUCCAUAGUUCGAAAUGUCAAAAUGUCACUUGUCACUUCAAUGACUGACAGCUGUUCUUUAGUUUUUUGCAUGUCUUUUGGACCACCAUCAACAGAGGCGCCAACUGGUGAGCAAAAAAACGAUAGCCCUCAUUCCAGAUGUCAUUUUAAAAGGACAAAUUCAAAUCGAAAUUUGAAUUCUUAUAGUACCUAUAUUAACGAAGGUUCCAAAUUUAAAACUGCUGUAAUGGCUCGGGACUCGGGAGCUUGUACCGUUUAACCCUUUUCUUGGUAAAAAAAAGUUAGUUAAUAAAAAAUCUAACACAAAAAUACAAAAAGAGGGUGUAAAGGUAUAUUGUAAGAUACAUUGUCGGAGUUGCUUGACGACCGCCAUCUUGGCGACAUCGAGUCGGGAUUAAUUUUUUGUUUUUGCUCAUUAACGUUAUUUGAAGUGUAAUACUGAUAGCUUAUUAUGCAGUAAACUAAUGAAGACGUGUGCGGAUAAUGAAGAAUUAAUCUAGAUACGAGUUUAUCCAACGUUUUGGCGUCAACGCCAAGUAGCUCCACGUGGCCCUUGUAUAGUUGCUAUCGCUAUACAAGAGCUCAUAAUAUCACAACUACCGAACAACGUCGUGCUCUAAGAGCAUUUGGUAUUUCUACCUCUAACCGUAUCUGGAUAGAGCCCUAGAGGCCAUAAUUGUAUUAUUUAUACUUUUACCGUACACUGGCUGAUUUACAUCAAGAUUGAAGAAAUAUAACUCGAUCCCACUUUGACGUUGGCGAAAUCAUCGACAGUAUCGAUGGAGCCAUUCUACAUAAAGAUUGAUUGAAAGAUACAUUGUCAACUGAGCCGGUUGGUAAGAAGUUAUUAGUCAGCUAUGGACUGGAAAGCUUGGCUGUAUGAAGCUGAUUUGUA